Messenger RNA from Marmota monax (woodchuck), 3961 nucleotides. It is a transcript of the gene Hsf5, whose product is annotated as heat shock transcription factor 5. Lineage: Eukaryota; Metazoa; Chordata; Mammalia; Rodentia; Sciuridae. The record is from RefSeq and is a predicted model, not a curated record. Gene Ontology annotation, biological process: regulation of DNA-templated transcription. The coding region runs from base 36 to 1832 and encodes 598 amino acids. The transcript is spliced from 6 exons. Gene Ontology annotation, molecular function: DNA-binding transcription factor activity; sequence-specific DNA binding.
UCGGCGGGGCGAGGCCCAGGGCCCGGGCGGGGGUGAUGGAGGAGGCGCUGCUCUCCACCCCCAUCAACCCCAACAACUUCCCCGCCAAGCUGUGGCGGUUGGUGAACAGCCCCCGGUACCGCUCGAUCCGCUGGGAUGGCCGCGGCGAGGGGCUGCUCAUCGACCAGCCGCUCUUCGAGGCUGAGCUGCUCAGCCCGCCUGGGCCCGGAGCUGGGGGCGGCAGUGGCGCUGGGGGCAGCGGCGUGGGGGCCACCGGGGCCGAGCCCGAGCUCUUCAAAACCACCAACUUCACCAGCUUCAUCCGCCAGCUCAACCUCUACGGCUUCCGAAAGGUGGUGCUGGGUGGACCGGGCGCGGCGGGGCCAGGGCCUGGGCCUGGGCCAGGGGCCGGCGGACCGGCGGGCGACGGGCCACUCCACCACUUCCACAGCCCGCAUUUCCGCCGUGAUCAGCCGCAAUUGCUCGUGCACCUCAAGAGGCUCACCAGUGCCAACAAGGCCAAGCUGGCGGCCGGCCUGGAGGUGCCCUGCCGUCCACCCAACCGCUUCCAGAGGCUUCUCAUCACGUCAGCCUCCGCCUCGGCCUCGGCCUCCACCUCCCCACUGCAGCACCAGGAUCCGCCGCCGCCGCCCGCGGGGCCCCAGCCAGAGCCGCAUGGACCAGUGGCUGUAGGACAAUUUCACCGGUCAUUCCGGCGAGAUAGUUUGUCUCCUUAUUCCUACGUAUCAGCUUCAUCCCACAACCACAGUACUUUCCCUCUGAAAGGUUUAGAUCGGACCCCGAUUCCUCCAAGAACAUGGCAGAACUCCCUUGGAAUGCACCCUGGACAAGUGGACACAUCUCCUACUUUUUCAGAUAAAGGGGUUCCAUUUCCUGUACUGCAGAGGUUUCCAACCGAGGUUACCUAUACACUGCAGCCCAGUGCCACAUCUGUACAUGUUCAACAAGGCCCUCAAACAAUGGUCAGCUCCUCCCAAAAAUAUAGUAACUACACACCCUCAGCGCAGUACUCCCAAGCCUACUAUCCAACAGCUGUUCUACAGUGCUGCUCUCCUUCUACCCACAUGGACGCUCUAAGUAGUUGUGUCACUCCCACUGCCUCUUCCUACGCACACUGCAACUACUUCCAGAAUCCUCCAAUGCAAUCCUCCUAUCCAGCUGAAUUUUUGCCUUCUAAUUGGCCUUGCAGUGCUACUGAUGAAAAUAAAAAGACGGAAGUAAACCUAGAGGCUGUCUUUCAGAUAGUAGAUGAGUUGCAUUCCUCCCCUAAAUUGGAGAUGGUGAAGGUGGAACCUGUUGAGAAUCAGUGCCCAACAUCUCAGUCUAACAGAGGCCAACAUAUCCUAGCUAAUUCAAGCAACAGCAAUCCAUCAUCCACAAGUCAGGCUAGCCAGCUGGAGCCACUUACUCCUGUAGGCUCAGAUAUUACAUCUUUUGUGGUUGGAACAGAACAAGCAAUUACCUGCUCUCUACCACAGUCACCUGAGUACAUCUAUACCAUCCACACAGCUCAACCUGUGGAAAAUAGCACAAUGCAGGAAUCUGCAGCCAUACAACAAGCUCACGUCAAACUGAAGGAGCAGGUGGAUGCCAGUAUAAAAUGCCGGACCAGUCCACCUGAGAAUAUCUUGCCUUCAGAACAGAUGGGAUUCCUCGUUUCAGAAAUGGGGCCAGCUAGCAAAUCUAGUAAAGACACAGGUAUAUCCACUCCAGCCAGAUACAGAGAGCGAAGAAGCAACUCACAACAAGGAAAGUCCCUUGAUCUUCAUCUGCUGGUGGACGUGGCCUGCAAGCAGGAGCACUUUCCAAAGGAGGAAGAAUUAAAAGAGUGAGGAAUGGAUGACAAAUGUGACAUUGUGCACUAGCUGUAGCUGGAGGCAGACUAGUCUUGCACAUGACACACUGUUGGGAUUUUUUCAGUUCUGUUAAGGAAAAAAAUAUUUUUUGUUUUGUUUAUUGAGAAUUUUGUUAAUUGAAAAUUGGGAGUUUGGUAUUUACUACAACUGUUCAGUUCAGAUUGUUUACCUUGACAAACUACUAAACAUCUAGCAGCCUUUUUUUUUUUUUUUUGCUGCCCAGAUCCCUUUCAAAUGAAAAGUCCUGGCCUUCUGUUACAGUGAAGAAGCAUCUAAAAACUGCUGCAUCUAUGGUACUGGAGCAUAAUGUGUGCGUGCUGAGUUGUCUUGCCACUCUCAAACGGUAGUCAGCACAACUCCAAUGGGGAGUUCAGUCUGUUUCAAGUCACAGUGUGAUCCUUUUAUAGAAGAUUGUGUGAAAAACAAAGACACGUGAGGUCACCGAGAUCACAGGUCUAAAUGGGUCAGGAAUUCCAGGGAAGAAAUUCUGGUAAAGAGCUAAUUUUCCAAGUGAUUAACCAGGAAAUUCUCUUACUUCCUAACCUAGCAUUCUGUUCCAAGAGCAAGGCAUCCGGACUUAGACCAUCCAUCACACUUAACAGCCCCGAUUCUUUUAUAUUAAUGAGAGCAUUUUUCUAUUUUCAUAUCUUUCUUUAAUUUUAAUGAUACAUUGUCAUAAAUGAUAAGGUUUUGUUAAUAUCACUUACUUAAAUGUCUUCUAAAGAAAAAUAUUUAAAUUGUUUAAUGUAAUUGUAUUCAUAAAUGCUGGUAGAUUUAAAGGUUUUAAAGCUUUAUUUUUAUUAAUAUUGCAGGAUAGAAGGAUAAAGGAUGCAUAUGUAAUAUUUUUAUUUUGAAGGGGAAUGUACAAUGUGUGAACAAAAACAUUAAGAGAUUUUACAUAGUGUUUUCUUAUUUUAGAUUUUUAUAUUCAGCAAGUACAAAUCCUCAUAUAUAUAAGCUAUUGUGUACAAAUUCGGGGGAAAUCUGAUUAGUUGUCAUUUACCAGAAGCUGUGCUCCAGUAUUUUUUUCUGUAUAUAUCUGGUUUGAGCUUCUAAGAGAAUUUUAGAUAGUGGGAUGGACUAUAAUCCCCUCUAUAGGUUUCUACAUUUGAGUAGUAGGAUUGUGGGACUGUUAUGGAGAAGACAUCUUAGAUGUCCAUAUUCUGUGGUUGUUCCUUUAUUUGCCUGUCCAAUGACAGCAAGAACCUUUCUGAUUUAGAGUCUUUUAAAUUGACUAGAACUUUUCUGACUAUAUUAUGCCUUAGUUUUCCUAGUAAACAAAAGGAAAGCCUAGGAAUAUGAAACUAAUGAAAAAGGCAUUUAGUAGAUACUUUGCUAGACAUUGUGGAUGUAACAGUUCAUUUCUUAUAUUGCAUUGUGCCUUUCCAAUGAUGUCAAGCCCUAGAAGUAUUACAGAGAUAUGGCUCUUUUGGAAAAGGGUGAGCUCUGUAUUGGUCUGCAGUGACUCAAUUAAGAUAUGGUAGUAAGUUCUGAAGAGAUGUCUGGUUUUUCUGAUGUCCAUGUUAUGGGCAUUUAUUCAUCUUUAUUAGCAUGGCUUAAAAGAUGAACAAAUUAUCAAGACAUCUACAUUUUUUAGCCAGGCAGUAUAUUUUGGCAGAGUACAUGAAGAGGAGACCUUAUUUCCUAAUUAGAGAACUUUGCUUUUCUCUGUCAUAUUGAAGAGUUGGUGAAAUGUCUUAAGUGACACUCCUUCCCUUCAAUAUGCCUUUCUUAGCUUUAUAUAUGUUGAAAGAGAUAAUAUUAUUUGAGGAACAUGUGUCAAGCAGGAACCUUGGCAUAGAUUUGGUUUCAAUGGUUUUAAGGCUUAAUUAAUGAAAUGCCUUGAUCAGCCUUCCAAACUUUUUUAUAUAUGUAUACAACAGACUAAGGAGCUGGAUCUCCUGCUAUACUCACAUGCCUGGUACCUAUCAAAUAAAGCUAUCAUCAAUGACUUGGGCAAAAUGGCAAGAGGUAAAAUAAAAUCUUCAUGUGAAUUAGCCAGUAGGGUCUGACACAUGCUAACAAGGUUCCUGACUAGCACCUCAGUAUUUCAGCACCUUAAGCACGAUGAAUUUCAGUCAACAAUAAAGUGAGUGUUCCAACUA